Molecule: messenger RNA, 914 nt
Organism: Sorghum bicolor (sorghum)
Lineage: Eukaryota; Viridiplantae; Streptophyta; Magnoliopsida; Poales; Poaceae
Product: 50S ribosomal protein L12, chloroplastic
Exons: 1
Coding region: 105-650 (181 amino acids)
Biological process (GO): translation
Cellular component (GO): ribosome
Molecular function (GO): structural constituent of ribosome
Source: RefSeq, a predicted model, not a curated record
CAUCUUAUCGCAACGGCACCCUAUCGCCUCAUCUUAUCCCCCGCCUCCUCCUGCCGCUGCUGCUCACUCCCGACGCACGAAGCUCCCAUUCCCAAGAGCAAUCCAUGGCGUCCACCACCCUCUCCUCCGCCUUCACCCUCCUCUCUCGCCCCUCCACCUCCCCUUCCCCCACCGCCUCGCUCCCGAGGUCCUCCCUCGCCGUGCCCCACUGCCGCCGGGGACGCCGCGCCGUCGCCGCCGCGUGCACCGCCACCGAGUCCCCCAAGAUCUUGGAGCUUGGGGACGCCAUCGCCGGGCUCACUCUCGAGGAGGCCCGCAGCCUUGUUGACCACCUCCAGGAGCGGCUCGGCGUCACCGCUGCGGCCUUCGCACCGGCCGCCGUCGUCGCGGCGCCUGCCGGCGCGGGGGCCGCCGAGGAGGAGGCCCCCGUCGAGAAGACGGAGUUCGACGUAGUAAUUGAGGAGGUUCCCAGCAGCGCGCGUAUCGCCACUAUCAAGGUGGUGCGCGCGCUCACCAGCCUGGCGCUCAAGGAGGCCAAGGACCUUAUCGAGGGCCUCCCCAAGAAGCUUAAGGAGGCCGUCAGCAAGGACGAGGCCGAGGACGCCAAGAAACAGCUCGAGGAGGUCGGCGCCAAGAUAUCUAUCGUGUGACACUAGGUAUAAUAGGACUCCUUUUUUUCUUCAAUUUCUUUUCUUUGCAUCCCAAAUCUUUUGUAUCCCCACCCAUUGUCGUUCAUAAGGAAUUGCUGUUUCAUGAUAUGAGAUUUGUGUAUGUGUCAAUUCGCUAGCUCAUAUGUGCGUGAUGUAUCUCUGCCUUGAAUUGACAGUGAAUGCGAUAUGCUCUAAACUGGUAAUGUAUAUCUGCCUUGUUGGCACUGUCAUUAAUUCAUGAUGGAUUGAUGGUGGACAAAUGAA